GGUAAUUUUCCAGAGCAAGUGAAUGUAAUCACAGCUGCAGGCUGUGGAUGAACGUCUGAGUCAGUCAGUUCUGUUUAGGUCCGAUGGCCACUGCGCGUUACAACCCAACAACAACAUCAAAAAACCAGCUGUUCAUUGAGACUGUAUCUACGCACGGAUGUAACGGCUCAGUUUUGUGGGAAUCAAGUCUUGAACCCACAGGAUAAAGUGACAAUUGAGUUGGAGGUUUUAAGUUCUGGAGCAAUUGAACCAGCGGCGAUAACAUCAAGAGGUAAAAUGGCUGAGAGCAAAGUCAUAAAGAACGAGAGUGUUAUUUUGGAGGAUCCUGCACGUGGUAGCAAUUCACUGAGAACUCAGCUCUGGACCAGGAAUUCCGAGAGCGGCGACGAGGAUUGUCCUCUCAGCAAUGACAGCAUUAGGAGUAACCCGAGUAAUCAACCGCGAUACGACGCUAUAGCUUACGCAGAAGAUAAAAUGCGUAGAAAGUUGAGGUUUUUUUUUAUGAAUCCUAUUGAAAAAUGGCAGGCUCGUAGACGAUUUCCAUAUAAAUUUAUCGUACAAGUGAUUAAAAUAAUUCUAGUCACUAUACAGCUGUGUUUAUUUGCUCACAAUAAUUACAAUCACGUAAAUUAUGCGUGGGAUAAUAGAAUAACAUUUUCGCAUCUGUUUCUACGUGGAUGGGAUGCCACGCAAGAGGUACCGGAGUACCCGCCGGCAACAGGUCCUCUGGCUCUGUACAAGCAAGACGAAUUUUACGAGACAAUAGAUUACGCUCUGGACGGCUAUUACAAUUUGAGUAACGCGAUUGGCUCGUACUCGUACACAGCCGAAGAUAACUCGCUGGGGCCGGUGCUGCUGUGUCUGUACCAGUACAAAGAAGGGAUUAUAUUCGGGUUCAACGAGAGCUACGUCUUCAACAACGAGAUAGACCGGACGUGUAUAAACGUCAAUCAGACAUUUUCGGACGGCAGCGAGCCGACAAUAAACUCGAAAAAAUUACUGAUUGACAGAGAUAUUAAAAUAAAUUUUUCGGCGCUGGUCAAAGCUCACCUGAAGUUCGCCGUAAAAACGGUUAAUUUGAAAGCCGCGGGCCCGAUAACGCCUCCGGACUGCUAUCAGUUCGACAUAAAAAUAAUAUUGGACAACAGUGACUUUGAUGGUCAAAUGUUACUGUCGCUGGACGUCGAGCCCAAAAGAUUGCUUUGCAAAGGUGACACUCAGUAUAUUACUGACAAUCAGUUAGACUCAGCUCUGAGAACAAUUCUUAAUCUCUUUGUGAUUCUUAUCUGCGGAAUCUCCCUAAUUUUAUGCUCGCGUGCUAUCUAUCGCGCUCAGUUACUUAAAUUUGAAACGAUAAGAUUCUUCAAGAAAACCUACGGCACUAAUUUGAGUCUCGAAGGCCGUCUAGAGUUUUUAAACAUGUGGUACAUCAUGAUUAUAAUAAACGAUCUACUGAUAAUAAUGGGCUCGGCUAUCAAGGAGCAGAUUGAGCGGAAAUACUACGGAAGUGAUCACUGGAACAUAUGCAGCAUUUUUCUGGGCACUGGAAAUUUACUCGUCUGGUUCGGAGUACUGCGAUACCUCGGGUUCUUCAAGACAUACAAUGUCGUGAUACUGACACUGAAAAAAGCCGCGCCAAAGGUCGUCAGAUUUUCGAUCUGCGCGAUACUAAUUUACGCGGGAUUCACGUUCUGCGGAUGGCUGAUACUCGGGCCUUAUCACAUUAAAUUCCGUUCACUUGCCACAACCUCAGAGUGCCUGUUCGCGCUUAUCAACGGAGACGACAUGUUUGCAACCUUCUCAAUAGCCUCAUUCAAGUCGCCGAUCCUCUGGUGGUACUCGCGCGCUUAUUUGUACACAUUUAUAUCCCUGUAUAUUUACGUUGUACUGAGUCUUUUUAUUUCAAUAAUUAUGGACGCCUAUGACACGAUAAAACUUUACUAUCGGGAUGGGUUUCCUAAGAAUGAUCUCCAAGCAUUUGUGUCGGUUUGCACCGACGAGGCGUCGAGUGGUGUUUUUAGACAGGAGUCAGAAGAACCCACUUGGAAAGAGUUGGUCGAGAGAAUGUGCUGUUGUCGGAAAAGACCCUACGGGUCUAUUCAAGAGGGAUCUAGUGAAUCGACAUCCAAGUGCGAUGAAAUUUGCGGGAAUUUUAUCUGUAUAUAGUAGAUUAAUUUCAAAUCGUAAUAAUAAUAAUAAUUAUGGGUCUAUUGCUUUAAUUAAUCGAGUGUGAUUAAUUAUUAAUUAUUAAUUAUCGAAAAAUUAAUUAUUAAAAUGGUACCGUCACUUAUUAUCCGAAGACAAAAUAUCCCCGACAAAAUAUCUUAUAAUAUAAAUAGUACGAUACUCUUUUAUCAGAAAUGUUUAAUAUAUUUUCACAUAAAAUUUGAGUGUGUGAUAUAAAAAAUAGAUCAACACAUAUGCUUGAAAUCGUACUGUGCCCUUUUUUCACAGAUUUUGGGUGGGUAUUAUUUUGGAAAUAGGUCAACACAUAUGUUUGGAAUGGUACAAUACCCGUUUAUCGAAAACCAUUCAUUAUUUUUUCACUUAAAAUAUAUUUUUCUGAAUGAGAUUUAUGGACAGGAUAUUUUGUCACUGAUUUUUUGUCUCUUGAAAAUUUAAGUCCGGGGAUAUUUUGUCUAUCGGAUAAAAUGUCUCCUGAUAUUUUGUCGCGGAUUACAAGUCGUGCUACCAUUAAAAUGGUAAGGCCAUACAGUUUAACUGCCAGUUAAAUUUAUUUGUAAAUUCAAAAUUUUAAAAUUGAAUUUAACGCACAAUUUUAUUUUACAAAAAAUAAAUUUAUGACAAUAAUUGAUGAACUCUUUAGAUGACGAUACAAAUUUUUUUAUUGUUAUUUUUGAAAUUUUUUAAUAAAUAAAAAAAAAAGUAUGUAAUGUAAUGGAUGUAGGAGUAGAUUUAUAAUUACGGUAAAAAAAAUAUAUAAAAUGUAUUGAUUGUAUGUCAUUAGCUUAGAGGUGCUGCGGAGUCUGUGAUAACUGAACCGUGUACAACAAAAGUUACACAAUUACCAUUUUACGUAAUUACUGAUAUGUCUUCUGAUAAACGGCGAACAAUGAUUGUAAUUAUCUAAGACUAUGAUAUAUGAUAUAUGAGAUUACUAACGAUAAAUCUUUGUUACCUUAAACAUAAAACAUAUCAAGAAGACUUGUGCAUUUAAUGACAUACAGCGAGGCAGGCUAAUUGUUUUACUAUUUAAUUGUUUCAUAAUCGUGUAAUAUAUAUAUAUAUACAUAUAUAAACGUAAAUAACAAAUAUUA
Messenger RNA from Microplitis mediator, 3278 nucleotides. RefSeq names its product mucolipin-3-like. Gene Ontology annotation, cellular component: lysosomal membrane; plasma membrane. The transcript has 4 exons. The coding region runs from base 277 to 2166 and encodes 629 amino acids. Gene Ontology annotation, molecular function: NAADP-sensitive calcium-release channel activity. Lineage: Eukaryota; Metazoa; Arthropoda; Insecta; Hymenoptera; Braconidae. The record is from RefSeq and is a predicted model, not a curated record.